Schistocerca gregaria is the source of this 6706-nucleotide messenger RNA. RefSeq lists its product as uncharacterized. The coding region runs from base 73 to 4086 and encodes 1337 amino acids. Lineage: Eukaryota; Metazoa; Arthropoda; Insecta; Orthoptera; Acrididae. The record is from RefSeq and is a predicted model, not a curated record. Gene Ontology annotation, molecular function: 2 iron, 2 sulfur cluster binding; iron ion binding; FAD binding. The transcript has 28 exons.
AGCACUGCGGCGCUGCAAGCACAGCGCGUGGAACCGUAGACCUGUUGAUACAAACAGCGCACCGUCCGCAGCAUGGGCGCCUCUCCUUCUAUUGAGUUCCAGAAAGUGGUUGUGUUUUACAUCAAUGGAAGGAGGUGUGAAGUGGAUAACACAGUACCUGUUGGCACUUCACUGAACACUUACAUAAGAAAUUAUGUCAACCUCAAAGGAACUAAGGCAAUGUGCCAUGAAGGAGGCUGUGGCUCAUGUAUUGUUAUGAUGACAAGAAAACAUCCUGUCAGCCAGAAAGUGGAAUCAUUUGCCAUCAAUUCAUGUUUGAUACCAGUAUUUUCAUGCCACAACUGUAAGAUAACAACAAUUGAAGGAAUUGGUAAUAGAAGAAUUGGGUAUAAUCCAGUUCAGAAGACACUUGCUGCUUUCAAUGGCACACAAUGUGGGUACUGUUCUCCUGGAAUGGUUAUGAACAUGUACAGCCUGUUACAGAGAAGAAAGAACAUUACUAUGGAAGAUAUUGAAAACUCUUUUGGUGGAAAUAUUUGCCGAUGCACUGGAUAUCGCCCAAUACUUGAUGCAUUUAAGUCUCUUUCAUCUGAUGCUCCACCAGACCUCAAAGGCAAAUUUCCAGACAUUGAGAGUCUUCCAAUUAUGGAUGCACAAAGUACCCCGGGGAGGAAGUAUACACGGAGGGACUGUUUACUCCGUGAGUUAAGAAUGCUUGCUCAGUCAGAGCAGGGCAGUGCAGCCAAGUCGUGUCAGCAGCUGGGGGGUGCAGUGGAAAUUUCAGCGAACAGCACCUUGCAGACAGCUGGGGAGGCUAUAAUACCAAAUAUUUGUGGAAGAAGUGGGAAACCAUGUAAUGAAAACUGUGCCAAUGGUAGUGACAAAUGUGAUCAACAGAAAGUGCUCUCAACACUACAUUUGGAAACACAACAUGCAGAGUGGUUUAAAGUUGGACAUAUUGAUGAUAUUUUCCAUGUUCUUGGUACAAAGUCUGAUAAAAAAUAUAUGCUGGUAGCAGGUAACACAGCACAUGGUGUGUAUCGAAGAAAACCUGACAUUGAGAUAUUCAUUGACGUUAGUGAUGUUGUGGAACUCAAGAAAUUUACCAUUGAUUCAGAGAUAACAAUUGGUGGAAAUAUGACUCUAACUGAAAUUAUGGAGCUAUUUUAUGAUGUUUCAAAAUCAGACAAAAAUUUCAGUUACACCAAAAUGCUUGCAGACCACAUAGACUUGGUGGCAAAUGUUUCAGUUAGAAAUGCAGGAACAGUUGCAGGAAAUCUGUCAAUUAAACACAUGUAUCAAGAGUUUCCAUCUGAUAUUUUUCUCAUUCUGGAAGCUGCAGAUGCUAGGAUCAAUAUAGUUGACAGGAAUGGAGCACAACUUACUCUAAGCCCAGCAGAGUAUUUGAAAAUUGACAUGAACCACAAAAUUAUUAAAAACAUAACAUUGCCAUCCUAUGAUGACAGUUACUAUUUCAAGACGUACAAGAUCAUGCCACGAGCACAAAAUUCUCAUGCUUAUGUAAAUGCUGGGUUCCUAUUCAAACUGGACGUGAAUGAUGUGGGAAAAGUUAUAUGCAAACCAAGAAUAGUAUUUGGCGGUAUCCAUUGUGAUCUGAUACAUGCCACAGAGUUAGAGCAGUACCUCGAAGGUGAAAAUAUAUAUGAAUCAAGUACACUUCAGCAGGCUCUCAGAAUUCUGGAUUCUGAAAUACAGCCUGAAAAAAUGCCACCUGAAGCAUCGCCUGAGUACCGUAAAGGUUUGGCAGUAGCAUUAUUCUACAAGUUUGUGCUGAGCAUAUCCCCUGAGAGUUUGAAACCGAACCUGAGAAGUGGGGGUGAAAUGUUAAAGAGACCACUUUCUUCAGGAAAACAGGUAUAUGACACAAAGAAGCAGUUGUGGCCACUAGGAAAACCAGUAUCAAAACUUGAAGCUCUUUUCCAGUGUUCUGGAGAAGCAAUGUAUGUAAACGAUUUGCCAACCAUGCCAGGUGAACUAUAUUGUGCCUUUGUUGUUACAUCUAUCGCAAAUGGUCACAUAAGAGACACAGAUCCCAGUGAUGCUUUGGCUGUGCCUGGAGUGGUAGCAUAUUAUGAUGCAAAAGAUAUUCCAGGAAAGAACAACUUUUACCCAAAAACUUUGACCAGCUUUACUGAUGAGGAGAUAUUUUGUUCUGGAAAUGUAAAGUACAAUGGACAGCCAGUAGGUGUGAUUGUGGCAGAGUCACAUGUGAUUGCAGAUGAAGCUGCCAAAUUGGUGAAAAUAAAUUAUGAUGUUGUAAAUGAACCCAUCAUUCACUUGAGAGAUGCCCUUAAAUCUGGAGAUAAAAGCAGAGUUAUGGUGAUAGGUGAAAUUAAGCCGACUGAUACUGGCAAAAGAAAAAAUGCAAAACAUGUCAUUAAAGGCAGCUUCGACAUUGGCAAACAGUAUCAUUACACAAUGGAAACCCAAUGUGCUGUGUGCAUUCCAACAGAAGACGGUAUGGAUGUUUAUGCUGCAACACAGUGGAUGGAUGAAACACAGAUUGCUAUAUCACAAGCUCUUAAAAUGCCAGAAAACAGGAUAAAUGUUCAGGUAAAAAGACUUGGUGGAGCCUAUGGUGCUAAAGUGUCACGUAACAUGUUGGUCAGUACAGCUUGUGCACUAGCAGCACAUCUUCAGAACAGGCCAGUUCGUUUCAUUCUUCCCCUUGAAAGGAACAUGGAAUCAAUAGGCAAAAGACAUGACUGUGCUAUGGACUAUGAAGUUGGUGUGGAAGAUGAUGGAACCAUAAUGUAUUUGGAAGGAAACACAUACCAUAACAUUGGGGAUUCGCUCAAUGAUCAUCCUGUGCUUUUUACUCUAGCUAACCUGCCAAACUGCUAUGACACAAGUACAUGGAAAGUGACAGCUAGUGUUGUUUUUACAGAUAUACCAUGCAACACCUGGUGUAGAGCUCCAGGUACUACUGAAGGUAUUGCAUUUACUGAAAACAUUAUGGAGCAUAUUGCAAAAGUGCUUGGAAAAGAUGCUAUUGAGGUGAAGUUAAAAAACCUGCCCAAAAAUGAUACAAACAUUGCUGACAUGGUCCCUUACUGGAAGAAUAAAUCUGAUUAUCUUAAUAGAGUAUUGGCAAUUCAAGACUUUAACAAGAAUAACCGCUGGAGAAAAAGAGGAAUUUCAAUUGUCCCUAUGAAAUACAGAUUUGAUUAUUUAGGUAAUUUUCAUGCAAUUGUAUCAGUUUAUGCUCGUGAUGGGACAGUCUCUGUAUCACAUGGAGGAAUUGAAUGUGGACAAGGAAUAAAUACCAAGGUUGCUCAGGUUUGUGCCCAUGCUCUUGGAGUGCCACUAGAGUUUGUGAGUGUAAAGCCUAGCAACAUUUUGACAUCUCCUAACAACAUGGUCACUGGUGGAAGCAUUGCAAGUGAAUCUUGUGUAUAUGCUACACUGCGUGCUUGUGAGGAACUUUCAAGGCGUUUGGCUCCUGUGAAAGAAAAACUCAAAGACCCCUCUUGGCAGGAACUUAUUGCUGCAGCAUUUUUAGCAAAUGUCAAUCUCUGUUCAUCAUUUAUGAUGUAUGCUGGGAUCACAGAUGCCCUAAAACGGUACUACAUUUAUGGAGUAACUGUGGCAGAAGUGGAAGUUGAUAUCCUAACAGGACAGCACCAGAUACUACGUGUAGAUAUACUGGAAGAUGCUGGAGAGAGCCUCAGCCCAGAGAUUGAUGUAGGCCAAGUAGAAGGAGCCUUUGUGAUGGGUCUUGGCUACUGGUUAAAGGAAUUCAUGGUUUAUGAUGAUAAUACUGGGAAGGCAUUGACAAACAGAACCUGGAACUACAAACCUCCUGGAGCCAAAGAUAUCCCUAUUGACUUCAGAAUAGAGCUGAGGAAAAAUGCUCCUAAUCCUGUCGGAGUUCUUCGUUCAAAAGCAACUGGUGAACCACCCUUCUGCAUGAGUAUUAGUGCUUUAUUUGCAAUACGGGAAGCAGUACUGGCAGCUAGACAAGAUUCUGGGUACUCUGCAAAAUGGUUUGACAUGAAUCCUCCUGCUACUCCAGAAAAAGUUUUCCUUACCAGCUUGACAAACCACAACCAGUUUGAACUUUAAAAAUUUGGAGUGUUAAUAAUGUUUUUGUUGUGCAUAUAUACAUCCACAAAUUAACAAUAAUCAGUAACUGAAUAAGCUUUUAAAUACACAAGCUUCCAGUUCAUUAACACAAUAACACUGGAGAGGGAGCAGAGUCUUAGUCUUGCAGUAAGAACACUCCUCUUGAUAAUAUGAGGCAUAUUGAAAAAGUAAGAUCCAUUUGACCAUAAAGAAGUAUAUACUCAUUAUAGGAAGUUUUUGUUGUAGGUUAUAGUACCCAGUAAACCUAAUUCACUUUUACAAAUAAUUGCCAUUCAUUUGCAAGCACUUUUUGUAAUGUGGCACGAAGUUUUUUAACCCUUCUGCAUAGAACUUCUCCAUCUAGGAAUUGAACUAAUUGAAAGUGGUGUUCUCUAGUUCCUCGUUGUCUUCAGGCCUUUCCCACUAAGACAUGUGCAAGAAAUGUUGCUGAUGGCAUGGAGGUAUAGGAAGAAUGGUCAGAAAGUUGCCAAUGGAAAUGUUUCUUUAAACCAUUUAUUUUAGAUGGUACAUGAGCAUUUUGCAUUACACAUCAGCUCUAUCUAACUGGUUUAGUGGAAUAACAUACAAUCGCAAUUGAAACUAGUGUGAGGUAAGAAGCAGUUUUAUGAAUUCUGAGAAUUAUGAGACUUGUAAAAUUUAUAAAAUGUGAGAACAAAGUUUCUAGCAAUAACAUUAGAGGUUAUGCAGCAUUCUUUGCCAGUUGGUCAGCCUUCUCAUUUCCCAUAGUCCCAGCAUAUAUUGUCAUUCAUACAAGUGAGACUACUGUACUAUCUGAUUGUAAUUUGAUAUAGUAGCAACGUUGUGGUAUGGAAAAUAGCAGCUACCUUUAUUUUUACCCAUUGAUGUUAGUAUUUAUUGGUUUAUCAGAAUAAUCUGUAUUAAUAUAUAAGACCAGUAAUUGGCUGAUUUUUUCACUGUUUCUCACAGUAGUCUAGCAGUAAUGAAUUUUGAAUGUGAUUCUGAACCUUGAUUAGUCCUGAAAAUGCCUUUACUAGUGGUCACAUUGAUUUCUGAAUCCUUUAUCGGCUUGUGUGGAAUCUUACUUUAAGACUGUAAAUUUUAUUUACCAGGCUAUUCCCAAAGUAUUAUUGGUAUUUAAGAAUAACUUCCAUUGAGAAGCACUUCUAGGUAUUAAUGAAGGUGUUGCUACCCUUUCAGUUAGUAUUGUGCUCAUCAGAGUGACUCCUGAGGUAUUUUUGCGUAUGACAUAUAGAAGGUAUGAACUGUACAAGGAACAUAAUGUUGUUCUAUGUAGACUUUUUAACUUAUUGCCUUCGGAGGAGGGGUAGAUAUGGUGGGGGUAUUCUGCUGUAAGAAACAGCUCUGGGAAUUUUCUGCAUUUCUAGGAAAUAAUUGUUUUUAUGUCACUGCACAUUUUACAUUGAUAUAUACAUAAAACUGAACAUGCAGCUCCUGCUUGAGACUUUUUAUUGCUAACACUCUGUUUGAUAAACAGUUUAUUUAAAUUAUUAAAAAUCUUUAAAAGUCUUAGGUGUCACUCAAAAAAUUUUGAUUAAAUAUUUUUCUCUGUUCUCCAUGAGUUCAGUCAGUUGUUGCUGUGAUGUGUUUCCUUUUCUACUAUUGUAAUAUCUGUGUUACAUGGAAGGAACAUAUGCACCAGCAAACAAAUCUUAUUUGCACAUCUUCAAACAUUUAGCAAAUUGUAGACAGCUUCUUUCAAUGUAUCACUUUUCCAUAGGAGGAAAUAUAUUUCUCUCUGUUACUGAAAAAGUUUGUUCUUCAGCUCAUUCCAUUUACAAACACUCCUUUUUAUUUUCUUAGGUUUGUUCCAACUAUUACCACCAUUCUUUACGUAAGUUCAAAACUAACUUGUGAUGAGUUACAAUAAUUAUAGUUGUUCCUUUUCAACACAAAAAAUCAAAUUACAGUACCAACUUUGCUCCUACUGGCAGCAACGAUUCUUGAUGCCAUUUUAGUUGAUUUCUCUCACAGCAAAACAAUUAAUGAAUCAAAAUAAUCACUUCUGUGGUUUUAUAAGCAAUCAUUAGUUUGUGCUGCAUUCAUCUAACUUUGUUAGAUGGUUUUUAAAUAUAAGUAAACCAUACUUACUUUUCAAAUAUGCUUCAUAUUAUAAAGAAUGAUUGUGGUGCAGGUGAUGUAAACUGAGCAGAACAAAAUGAUCAUUUCUGAAAAUGACAGAGAAGUAUGUCCAUCUGCACAUUUACAGUUUAUGUUUUAUGGUACCUCUGGAUCAAAAAACAGAUUUGAUGUUAGUAAAAAAAUAUGAAAAUUAGGUGUCUCAGUUAAUGUUAUCUAUUCAGCAUAAUUUAUUCAUAAUUCAAGGUUUUUAUUUUAUUUUUGCAAAAUUUUAAUUAUUCUACACCAAACUAUUAAUUUCUGUUUGGUACUGUAACAUGGCACUUCCAUUCAAAAUAUGAUUUAAAUGUUUAACUAGGAUUUUUAUUUUUCAUUAGAUAUUAGCUGUAUCAAUAUAUUUUAUCAAUAUCUCUCUUACAGUCUACAGUGACAACUGUGUUGAUUUCCCACAAAUAAUUUAAGGAUUUUUAUUGGAAUGUGUAAAAAUAAAAUUUCAUUGUUUCUACUAUACUGCUCAAAAAUAAAUUGUGGUCUUUAAAAA